This is a messenger RNA of Monodelphis domestica (gray short-tailed opossum), 5814 nucleotides long. It is a transcript of the gene TENT4A, whose product is annotated as terminal nucleotidyltransferase 4A. Gene Ontology annotation, molecular function: poly(A) RNA polymerase activity; mRNA binding. The record is from RefSeq and is a predicted model, not a curated record. Lineage: Eukaryota; Metazoa; Chordata; Mammalia; Didelphimorphia; Didelphidae. Gene Ontology annotation, cellular component: nucleolus; TRAMP complex. Gene Ontology annotation, biological process: polyadenylation-dependent ncRNA catabolic process; RNA 3'-end processing.
GGAUUCCUGCUCUGCGCUGCUGUCUCCUGGACUGUCUGUGCCCUAAUAGCAGGGGCCGGAGAGUGACCGAGAAGCCCCGGGCUUCGGGUAGACGUAGCACGCCCGCCGCCCGGUCCCCUCCUCCGGGGCGUCCUCUGCCGGCUGCGGGGCGGCUGGGCCCGCCCCCUCGGCUGCCCCCCCUCCCAGUCCCCUCUCCCCGCCCGCCCCAUUACAGAUGGCCGCUCCCCCCGGCCUGUGGGUAACGCCGCCGCCGCCGCCGCCGCCGCGGCCCCCGCUCCGGGGCGUGUGACUUGGGAACCCCAGAGAGAGCGAGCGAGAGAGAGAAAGGCCGGAGCCGCCCGCCAGGAACGUGCCGAGCGCCGGAGCCCGCCCGCGUCCCCGGCCUCGACCCUGCCUGUCCCGGCCCCGGCCUCCCAGCCUCAGCCCAGCCCGGGCCCGACGCCUCUGCCUGCGCUCCCUCCCUCCCUCCCUCUUGCUGUCUCCCUGUCUCCCUCCCUCCUGUCUUUGCUCCCUCUCUCCUCCACCCCGGCGGCGGCGGCCGAGACAUCGUGGGGGGGGGGGAAGCGAGCCAGCGAGCAGCCGGCCUGGAGCAGCGCCGGGGCCGGACCGCGCGGCCGGCAGCGCUCUUGGUGUCUGUCUGUCUGUCUCGGGGGGGAUUGGAGGGGUGGGUUUGUGUGUGAGUGAGUGUGUGUGAGCUUGGCCGGGGUGGGGGGAGGCCUUGGAGCCUGGAGGGCAGGGCUGCGGGGCUGUGCUCCGCUGCCGCCGCCCGGGAGAACCAGGGGGCGGGGUUGCUGCUGCUGCUCUUGCCGGCUACCAAGCCUGCUCCGUCUGGGGUGAGUGAGUGAGUGCCCGUCGAGUCUGUCUGUGUGAGUGUGAGUGUGUGUUGUGCGUGCGCGUGUGCAGGGGGUGGGAAGGGUUCGUGGGCUUGCAGUCGUCUCUGCUCGGGGAGGAGAGGCGGCCGGCGGAGAGAGGGUGAAUGGAUCCGCGUGUGGCCUGGAUUCAGCCCGAGCAGAAAGGACCCGCUAAUGCUCUCUGGAUGCAGAUCUGGGAGACCUCGCAGGGAGUGGGGCGGAGCAGCUCUAGCUAUCCACCGUAUUUCUGCCUCAACUCCCCGGCUCUGGACACGACCGCCGCCGCUUCCUCUCCCUGCACCCCUGGCGGUGGGAGCCACAGCUGCACCUCACUUGUCAAAGCUGGCCCUACCGCGACUCUCCCGGCUCCUACCCCAGCCGGCAGCGGCGGCGGCGGCAGCAGCAGCAGUAACUGUGGCAGCAGCAGCGGGAGCGGAAGCCUCUCCUCUGCUUCCCCGCCCCCGCCGCCCACGGCGCUGCCGGUGCUUCUGACCGGACUGGUCCCUGCCUCAGUGGUUGGGAGUACAGACGGCGGGCGGCGGCUGCAAAAGUCUCCCUCCGUGUCCUCGUCGUCGUCCACCUCUUCCAACAACGAGUCUGGCACCGAGAGUCCCGGCUUCUCCUCCUCUUCCUCCUCCUCGUCCUCCAGCAGCGCCUCCUCGGGUCGGACUCUAUCCGGGAGUGGCGGUGGGACCUUACCUGGUCGGGGCGGUGGGGGAGGCCCCGGCGCCUUUUUUAACUUCAAUGAGAACAAACUGAACAAUCUCAAUAGCGUGAAUGGCCAUCACCACCACCAUAACCCGCACAGUGGAGUCAACACCAACCUCCUAGCGCCGCCGCCUCCUCAGCCCCCACCGCAGCCGCAGCAGUCACCGCAGCAGCAGCCCCCGCCGUCUUCUGCCCCCACCUCAUCCAAUUCCAUCCAGCAGCACCAGUACCAUCCCGGCCGCAGGAAACGGGAGAAUAAAGCUAGCACUUAUGGGAUGAACUAUCUGCUGUCUGGAAGCCGGGGGGCCGCGCUGAACAAUAACCACCUUCCCCAGGAGCAGCAGCAGAGACCUGGCACCCCCUGGAAGACUAGGACAUAUAGCCCGGGUAUCCAGGGGCUUCAUGAAGAAAUAAUUGACUUUUAUAACUUCAUGUCUCCUUGUCCCGAAGAAGCAGCUAUGCGAAGAGAAGUAGUUAAAAGAAUAGAAACUGUCAUAAAAGAUCUUUGGCCUACAGCUGAUGUUCAGAUAUUUGGCAGCUUUAGUACAGGGCUUUAUCUUCCAACUAGUGACAUAGACUUAGUAGUUUUUGGAAAAUGGGAGCGUCCUCCUUUACAGCUAUUGGAACAAGCGCUUCGGAAACACAAUGUGGCUGAGCCAUGUUCCAUUAAAGUACUUGACAAAGCUACGGUACCAAUAAUAAAACUCACUGACCAGGAGACAGAAGUAAAAGUUGACAUCAGUUUUAAUAUGGAAACUGGUGUGAAGGCAGCUCGGUUAAUCAAGGAUUAUAUGAAGAAAUACUCAUUGCUGCCUUACUUGAUUUUAGUAUUAAAGCAGUUCCUCUUGCAGAGGGACUUGAAUGAAGUUUUUACAGGUGGAAUUAGCUCUUACAGCCUAAUUUUAAUGGCCAUUAGCUUUCUACAGUUGCAUCCCAGAAUUGAUGCCAGAAGAGCUGAUGAAAACCUUGGAAUGCUUCUAGUAGAAUUUUUUGAACUGUAUGGAAGAAAUUUUAAUUACUUGAAAACUGGUAUUAGAAUAAAAAAUGGAGGUGCCUAUAUCGCCAAAGAAGAAAUCAUGAAAGCCAUGACCAAUGGAUAUAGACCAUCCAUGUUGUGCAUUGAAGAUCCUCUAUUGCCUGGAAAUGAUGUUGGCAGAAGUUCAUAUGGUGCCAUGCAAGUGAAGCAAGUUUUUGACUAUGCCUACAUUGUUCUUAGCCAUGCAGUGUCACCACUAGCAAGAUCAUACCCAAACAGAGAUUCUGAGAGUACACUAGGUAGAAUCAUCAAAGUAACACAGGAAGUGAUUGACUAUAGAGGAUGGAUCAAAGAAAAAUGGGGAAACAAAAUUAAUCUAUCACCUGAACUUGAUAAUAGAAUAAAGAUAAAAGAGCAGAUAACUCCAUGUAGUGGGGAUCAACCUCAAAACAGAGACACAGAAUCACCUUAUAGCCAGCGUUUGACUUUACCUUUGUCUAACACCCAGCCUCUUUCCUCUGGCUCAUCUGCUUCUUCUGUAUCUUCACUUUCUGGUAGUGAUAUUGAUUCUGAUACACCACCUUGCACAACUCCUAAUGUUUACCAAUUUAGUCUGCAAGCACCAUCUCAGCUUAUGGCCAGUUUACCUACAGCAUUGCCAAUGCCAAGUGGUAAACCUCAGUCAGCUCCUACUAGAACGUUAAUAAUGACAACUAAUAACCAGACUAGGUUUACUAUACCUCCACCUACCUUAGGCGUGGCCCCGCUUCCUUGCAGACAAGUUGGUAUUGAAGGGACCCCAUCUUUGAAAACUGUUCAUCACAUGUCCUCUCCUGCUGUUCCUUCUACAUCUCCCAACCCACUCUCAAGCCCCCAUUUGUAUCAUAAGCAGCACAAUGGCAUGAAAUUUUCCAUGAAAGGAACUCAUAAUCAUAACCAAGGCAAUGGUUACAAUCCUGUUGGCAGCAGUGGAAUGCGGCAGCCUGUGGGCAACAGAGGACACCACCAAUAUAACCGUACUGGCUGGAGGAGGAAAAAACACACACACACAAGAGACAGUUUGCCUAUUAGUCUCAGCAGAUAAUGUCUCAUGUCAGAAUUAUCUAUCCCUAAUUUUACAAACUGAAGCUAAGUGACAUUGGACACUAAACUGGGGAACUGAGACCAGCAUUCAGCACAUCAGCGUACGGGUAUUGUGAAUAUCUGCAGCUGAUUAUUUUGCAUGUUUCUUUGUGUGGUGGUCAAAUCCAUCUUAAAGAAAAAGUAGUUGUGCUCAUCUGUGAAGCCUUAUUAAAUGUGGAAGUUGUUUUCUGCCUUCCCAGGGUUAUUCAUUCAGUGCCGAAGCAGCUCUUGAUAAAGAACUGCAAGGACAUUAAAUGCUUUGGCAUUUUUGCUGUAGCUGCAUUUGUUCCUUUGCAGUUUGGGUUUCUUAUUUUUAUUUCUGUCAAAGAAGCAGAGGAGAUUUAAACCCCUGAUGUUUUUUCCUCCAGCAGACACAGUUGGGAGUUUAUAACAGUUUUACUGCCCUCAUGUUUUGUUUCAAAUUUCAGAACUUUUUUGCUCUGUAAAUAUUGAAAACUAUAAUUUGUGCAAUAACUAAGAAUUUUUUAAUUUAAUUUCAUAUUUUCACAUAAGUUAUAUUUAAUGGAAGAGGGAAUUUUUUUUUAAAAAUCCUAUAUCCUUUCCCAAGUUGCAUUUUCUAAGUUGGGUUUAUAGUUUUGGCAGGUUGAAUGUCAUUAGAAACACCACAUGAGGGGUUUUUGUUUUUGUUUUUGUUUUUGUUUUUUUUAGUCUUUUUUGUUUUUGUUUUUGUUUUUCCUUUGGUAAAAUGUGAGGCUUCUUGAUUCAUAAUGAAUGGGCAGAGUUGGCUUAUCGUUUUAUGAAGGAAUUAAGCUCCAAACCGUUUUGACCCUGCUCAUUAGCUCAUUAGUCUGGCCUCUUGUCAGUUGUCUUGCUCUGACCAGUGAGUUUUAAUUGUUGUUGUUUUUUUCUUUUUUUUUAACUAGACAACAAAUCCAGCAAUUAAAGUGCCAGAAGUAUAACUUUCUAGGGGUGAGAAAAGGGUUGUCACAAAAUAAAAUCCCCAAAAAAAUAAAAAAAAUUUGUGAAUUUUGAAAUGCUUCUAGUCAGUUUUAGUAAUGAAACAGAACCUGUAUAAUGAUUUGAGGAUCUGCUGAACAUCAUUACUGAAAAAGAUUUGCCCAGUUUUAGGAAUGUGGAGAAAGGAAUUAUGUUGAUUCCAUUAUGGAAUCUGUAUAGCAGUAUGCAUUUGUUCUGUUAAGAGCAAAUAUAUGAAAAGUACUUCAUCUGCUCAGUGCACUCUAGGAAGUAUCUUUUAAUGUAUUGCAAGAGAACACAGCCCAGGGUUGCACACGGUCUGAGUGGCUGGCACUUAAUUUACAGAUGCAUACAGGUAUACUAUGCAAGUGUAUUCUUCCAUGACAACCACUGUCUUUGUUACCUUUUUUUGAACAAGAAUAUAUACAUCCUGCCUAACCCUGAGUUUUAGAAGCACCACAGUUGUCCUGGGAGUUGGUUGCAUCUCAAAUGCUAUCUGACUUCCCGUUUUUAAAAUGAGGGGUUUUAGCCCUGCUAAACACUAGAGGUGGGUUGUUUUUUGAAGUCCACUAGUGGAGAAUGUUGAGAGGAAAACAUUACCAUGACAUCUAAAUGAUGUAGAGAAGUGGGAAGUUUUAGAAUUGAUAUCUGAAUGUUAAACUAGGCAUCUAGCAUGAUAAAGCUUUAAAAUGUCUGUGGUAUGCCUUUUGAAGCAGGACUAGCCCACAUUGUCAUUGGAAUCUAUAAACUGCAACUGCAGAUUUUUUAGGAGGGCAUUCCAGAAUAGAGUAGCACAUUUUUUCUGCAGUUCUUGAUGAUUGAAACUUAUCAAAAAUAUUUAAAAAUAUUUAAAUUGUGAACCUAUUCAUAAACAGAUAUUUAUAAAGUCUGAUACAUAGGCCUAUACUACUAAUCUUUACACAUUAGCAAUAUUGAGUAUAAACCUACAUUAAGGAAACCACUACACGGACUUUAGUUGGUAUCUUAUGUAGUGUGCAUUUUAAAGCUAGAUUCAUAGAACACAGGUAUCAUGUUCCAUUUCAGUCAUGGUGAACCAAAUGAAUUGGCCUGGCUACCACUGUGGUUAUGUGCUACAGGUUUAAAAAAAGAUAUCAUGUUUAGAUUUUUUUUUUGUGUGGACAACAAUGUGGAAGCUAAAAUUGACAUAUUUUUAUGUAAAGUUUUUCUAUUCUUUGAUUUUUAAUAAACUUUGGAAACCAC